GACAGCGCCCGCCCCAUGCACGCGCGAUCCCGCCCGGCGUUUCAACCUCAGCCGCCCGCAGGGCCCGCGCUCGCGCGCCCCCUCCGCGCGCCUCACCCCGCGCUCGCGCGCCCCCUCCGCGCGCCUCACCCCGCGCUCGCGCGCCCCUCUCCGGAGCUACCCGCCCCGCGCACGCGCGCCCCGCUCCUCAGAGAGGAGGGCUCCUCCCGCCCCGCGCACGCGCCGCACGCGCCGCACGCACCCCGUGUCCCGCUUACGCGCAGGCCCCGCGGCCAAUGGGCGACGCCGCCGCUUAUCUGCCCGGCGUGCGCCGGGGCGCGUCAGUCAGUCGGGGCCCUGGGCUGUCGCCGCCGCGGGUGCUGGGCCCGCGCAGGUGCUCAGGAGGCCGUGCGUCCCCUCGGCGCGCCCGCGUCCUCCCCGACCCCGACCCGCGCUCCGGCCCGUCGGCCGCAGCGCCUUCCCUCCGGCGCCAUGUCGCGGAGCGGGACCCCCGGGCUGCAGGAGGAGAACCUGCAGGGCUCUUGGGUCGAGCUGCACUUCAGCCACGGCUUGAACGGGAGCGGCGUCCCCGCCUCGGUCUCUCUCUAUAAUGGUGACCUGGAGAAAAUACUGCUGGACGCUCAGCAUGAAUCUGGACGGAGCAGCUCCAAGAGCUCUCACUGUGACAGCCCGCCUCGCUCACAGACUCCACAGGAUAAUAACAGAGCUUCAGAGGCAGAUUCCCACAGCGUCGGGGAGAAGAACAGUGUCCAGUCCGAGGAAGACUACUUGGAGAGGAGGAAGGAGGUGGAGAGGAUCCUGAAGAAGAACUCGGACUGGAUCUGGGACUGGUCGAGCCGGCCGGAAAAUGUGCCCCCCAAGGAGUUCCUCUUCAGACACCCGAGGCGCGCCACCGCCCUGAGCAUGAGGAACACGAGCGUCAUGAAGAGGGGCGGCAUCUUCUCGGCCGAGUUCCUGAAGGUGUUCCUCCCGUCCCUGCUGCUUUCCCACCUCCUGGCCGUCGGACUGGGGAUCUAUAUUGGAAGGCGCCUGACCACCUCCACCAGUACCUUCUGAGGAAGAACUGGAAUCCGGCUUUUUUCCCCUGCGGGGCUUAGCGGAGCUUGCAGCGCAGCUGGCCGGGGAGCUGUCACAGUCCUGGGGCGGUGCACAGUUUGUGUGUGUUCUGUAAAUGCUGUGUUCCUGACUUAGUAAAAUGAAAGAGAAGACACUAAAAUCAUGCUGAUCUAUACUCAUACGUAUGGAAUCAAUGAAUAAGCAUGCCAUACUGAUUAAUAUCUACUGUAAUAAUUUGGUAGUAAAUUUCCUUUGGAUAUUAAAAUAUCUUAAGUAUCAAUAAUUUUAACAUACUAGUCAUAAUGUAUGUAGUAUUUUAAGAAAAACUGUCUGUAACCUUAAUUCAGAAACACUUCCUAUUUCAGAAGAAUGAUGCUGACAGUAAAAUGAUCCAUAGGAGGUUGUCCCCAGUACAUACUGUGGCCUUACAUUCACACCACUGUAGGGUGGACGGUGACGUGGAUGCAGGUCGUCUACUUAGAGACUGUGUUGAACUCUGCCAGUUCUUUGUUACGUGAUACAUGGAACCCAUGGCACAAUAUGGACUCUGCUGUGCCACUGAGCCCCGAGUUGCAGGGCGGUGACCUCCUGUGCUCUCCGGCAGUGGGGAGCCACCGUGGCCAGGCAGCCCACCCAGGGCGCCCACCGGGCUCACUCCUGCACCACCCGUCACUCUAGAUCGCUGGGUUUCAUCUAUGCAGUGUGCUCACGUUUUGUGUGCUCUUAGAAGCAGCUUCAUUAAACAAAUCGGUAGCUAUUUUGAAAGACUGGAGACAGAAAAAAAUAAAUCUUUGCCAAAUCCUUCAGAGAUGACUGCAUUUACGUAUGGUUCAAAAUGACUACACCAGGACUCUUCCCUGCGGCACAGCUUUUCAGGGCUGCCACUUGGUGCACCAUGUGUGCAUGUGUUUCGCUCUUCCACGCUGAAUUCUUAUGUUAAAAUAAAUGUCACAUUUUAAUUUUUUA
Messenger RNA from Manis javanica (Malayan pangolin), 2022 nucleotides. It is a transcript of the gene BNIP3, whose product is annotated as BCL2 interacting protein 3. The record is from RefSeq and is a predicted model, not a curated record. Lineage: Eukaryota; Metazoa; Chordata; Mammalia; Pholidota; Manidae. Gene Ontology annotation, biological process: positive regulation of apoptotic process; mitochondrial outer membrane permeabilization. Gene Ontology annotation, cellular component: nuclear envelope; endoplasmic reticulum; mitochondrial outer membrane.